Brenthis ino (lesser marbled fritillary) is the source of this 372-nucleotide messenger RNA. NCBI's taxonomy places the organism in Eukaryota, Metazoa, Arthropoda, Insecta, Lepidoptera, Nymphalidae. The record is from the annotation of a GenBank genome assembly.
AUGCGCUCGAUAUGGUCAAAUACCCUAAAAGAACAUCCCUGGGGCAAAGUAACCGACCAACUUGGAGUGUAUAAUAAUACCUAUUUACGUAACUACAUACGAAGAUAUGUGUACGUGCAAUAUCUAUAUGUGGAAACCUCCUUAGUAAAUUGCGACAUUUUCGAGUUCCUGAAGAUCAUCGAGCUUUCAUCAGGGCACACAAAAAGAAAGCACGCACACGAAGAUGCACCCGGGUUUCAUAUUUAUCACUUCACAGCUGCACCUAUGAUCGAUCCUUAUCCAAGAUGGCCGCCGGCGCGCGUGAACUGGCGGGAAACAAGCGCAGACGCACCUCCUUUGCGCGGACAUCAAUCUUUUACACUGCACUUUGAU